AGUGAAACCACAUUGUUGGUGGGCAUUCAGGCAAUCACUUUUCAUAGUGAAGCAUCAACUGCCGUAACAAGCGCUAGUCUGUCUACGCAUGAGAACCGUCUUUGAUUGGUUGCACCGACUUGAAUGUUGAUGCCUGGCGCUGCAGCAACCAUAUCAAGCGAGCGGCUCAGCAAUUAUGCUUCGCCCUUCAUUUCAUACAUAAGAGGAGCAAAGUCUCAAGUCAAAUCAAUCGCCCGUCUACACAGGCUUCUCCAAUUCAAGCACACACGAUAGCACUACGCACUCCACUCAAAACCCUCCAGCUUUAGUGUACCAAAUAAUACCCUUUAACAAAAUGGCCCCAGCCGUCCAGCGCAACACAUCCGACGUCUACGACGGACCGUCGCCAAAACAGAUGAUCGCGGACCACACCUUCGCACAAAACAUCAUCGAACGACACAUGGACGCCUGUCCCAUCUUUGACGACCGCUCCAUCCUGCUCCUGCGCGAGUUCGUGCAAGACCCGACUAGCGCACGUAGCGUUCUCGAGCGCUAUGAACGCCUGGACAGCGAGGGUGAAACCUUCGGAACCAAGGCCACCGAAGCUGGCGACCUGGCCGCCCUCAUCGUCGUCAGACAUGGCACUGACGAGCCUUACCUGACAGACAGCGAGGUGCAAAGCCUGAAGGAGUGGUUUGGGAAUGGUGGUGGCAAGACGAACGCCGAGUUGGGUAUCACUGCAUGAAUUGAAUUAGGUGCAAUGCGACGAGAGCGAAAGGAUUCGGACCGAUGUCUGACAACGAGAGUUGUGUGAAUGAUAGCAGGUUGGGGUUAUAUGAUCUACAUCUUAUGUCAUCAUGCAGUUGUUUGCAAUCCUUCGCCGGGAUCAAUCGAACUCCGCAGCCAUGCCAA
This is a messenger RNA of Truncatella angustata, 891 nucleotides long. RefSeq lists its product as uncharacterized. The transcript has a single exon. The record is from RefSeq and is a predicted model, not a curated record. Bases 335 to 724 code for a protein of 129 amino acids. NCBI's taxonomy places the organism in Eukaryota, Fungi, Ascomycota, Sordariomycetes, Amphisphaeriales, Sporocadaceae.